AUGCAGGCCAAGUAUAAAUUUCAAGGUUGGUUGGGUCUCGAUAAAGACUCUGCCAAUGGGAAAAUGGUCUGGCAAGAUUAUGAGCCGAAGUCUUUUGAAGAAACGGACGUGGACAUCAAGAUCACUCAUUGUGGUGUUUGUGCUUCUGAUAUUCAUACUUUGAGGUCAGGAUGGGGCCCAACGAACUACCCAGUGUGUGUUGGACACGAAAUCGUGGGCCAUGCGGUACGUGUGGGUUCCAAGGUGAAAGGCAUCAAGGUUGGUGAUCGUGUUGGAGUAGGCGCGCAGUCAGGCUCUUGUGUCAACCAGAAAGGCGACUGUGAGAUGUGUGCCGACGGGCUCGAACAGCACUGUCCUAAAAACACUGGUACAUAUGACAGCAAGUGGCCAAAUGGGUCGAAAUCGUAUGGGGGUUACGCCGACUACUGGCGUGGGCAGCACAACUUUGUCGUAAAAAUUCCCGAAAGCAUCGAUUCUGACAUCGCGGCCCCUAUGCUUUGUGGGGGAAUUACUGCUUUUUCACCCUUAACACAGCACAAGGCGGGCCCAAAUACCAGGGUCGGCGUCAUUGGCAUUGGUGGUCUGGGUCACUUCGCUCUAAUGGGCGCCUCACAGGCUCUCGGCUGUAAGAAAGUCGUUGCGAUCUCGAGAACCAGUACCAAAAAGGACGACGCCUUAAAGAUGGGCGCAACCGAUUUCAUUGCGACUGACGAAGAUCCGAAGUGGAACAGAAAACACAGGGGUAGCCUCGAUCUUAUUGUUUGCACUGUGAGCUCACCGAAGAUGCCACUCCAGAAAUACCUCUCGCUCCUUGCUUUCAACGGCACGUUCGUACAAGUUGGAGCUCCAGAAGACCCUAUUCCGGGCUUCAAUGCAUUUGCUCUCAUGAGCAAGAGAGUGAAAUUGACUGGCUCGAUGAUUGGAAGUCCUCAGGAGAUCAAGGAUAUGCUGAAGCUUUUUGCUGAAAAAGGUGUAAAGACAUGGAACAACAAUAUGUCAAUGGCGGAUGCCAAUGUCGCCGUAGUAAACUUGGAAGAGGGGAAGGCGAGGUAUAGAGCUGGACGUGGCUCAGAUGUAUGA
Molecule: messenger RNA, 1080 nt
Organism: Lithohypha guttulata
Lineage: Eukaryota; Fungi; Ascomycota; Eurotiomycetes; Chaetothyriales; Trichomeriaceae
Exons: 4
Coding region: 1-1080 (359 amino acids)
Biological process (GO): alcohol metabolic process
Molecular function (GO): zinc ion binding; alcohol dehydrogenase (NADP+) activity
Source: RefSeq, a predicted model, not a curated record